This is a messenger RNA of Parnassius mnemosyne (clouded apollo), 5390 nucleotides long. Lineage: Eukaryota; Metazoa; Arthropoda; Insecta; Lepidoptera; Papilionidae. The record is from the annotation of a GenBank genome assembly.
AAUGGCACUCGCGCGGCGCACUGGCGCGCAUGCGCUGAUAGACAUUUUACCGCCAAACGCCGCACUCGUUGUUUCACUAUAAAAAAAUCAACAAUAUUUAAUUUCGACAUUGAUAUAUUUAUUUUUAAUAUUAAUUUCGUAUUGAAUUAAAUUAUUGACACACUUUUAAUUUAAUUUUGUUGUGUCAAAGCUUGUUAGACAUUUGUGUGAGUUGUUUGUAAUAAACAUUUUUAUUCGGUAUUUUGUACGUAAAAUACUGUCGUAAUAGAAAAAAUGCAGUAAAUUUUUUUUGGUCGCAAUCAAUUGUAUGCAGUGUGAGUGCUGUGUUUACGUGAUGUGUUCACGAUGUGGCUGGCUUUUGGACUGCUGUUGGUGCUGAAUGAUGCGCUCGCAUCGAACUCUAGCAUCACAACUUUCGUAGAUGUGUGGCAAUCGAUUCACUACCUGCCGCGGAAAUCGAACGUGCGACGUCAACGUGCUAUACCGGCGUCUACACCGUUUCCCUGCGCGAGCUCUAUACCAUGGGGCAGAAGUCGGCAGCGGCCCACAUCGGUUCACCGGUUGCGACCCGGUGACAUCGAUGUGGUGGCCGCUAUCGGGGAUUCCCUUGUAGCCGGCAGCGGAGCCCUAGAGGAGUUCGCGCUUGGUGCUAUUGUGGAGUAUCGAGGCGUAUCUUGGUGUGCAGGUGGAGACAGCACUUGGCGUGAAUUCCUAACGCUGCCCAACAUUCUUAAGGAGUACAAUCCCAACCUGCGCGGCUACUCUACGGGCACGGGGGAAUGGCUGGCGAAGAACUCCAGGCUCAACGUGGCCUUCCCCGUCGCGUCUGAUGAAGAUGCAUACAAACAAGCCAAGAUCUUAGUCGCACGUAUGCGUGCGUCCCCGGAUAUUGAUAUGGAGCGUGACUGGAAGAUGGUGACGGUAUUCAUCGGUGCCAACGACCUGUGCUCAGCUUCCUGCCUGUCGCCGGUCUCUUGGUCACCGGCUGCACACGCCAGAAAGCUCGCACGCGCCCUCGACUACUUCUACGAGCACCUGCCCAGGACCAUCAUCAACCUUAUUCCCGUGCUAGAUGUGUCGGUGUCGGUGCGCGUGGUGCGGCCACUGAUGUGCCGGCUGAUGCACUCGCUGUUCUGCACGUGCUUCCACCGCGGCGGCAACGAGCUGCGCGACCUCGUGCGCAUGGCGCGCCUCUACCAGAAGGCCGAGCUCGCGCUGGUGGAGAGCGGGCGCUACGAGCAGCGCGGCGACUUCACGGUGGUGGUGCAGCCGUUCAUGCGGCUGUUCAACGCGCCACCCGCGCCGCGCGGCCCGCUGCCGCUCGUCAUUCACCGCUCCUAUAUCACGCACGACUGCUUCCACUUCUCACAGAAGGGCCACGCGCUCGCGGCAAACCUCCUGUGGAACAACCUCCUGGAGCCUGUGGGCAACAAGUCGGACAACGUGCCUCCAAUUCUGAUGAAGUCCUUCCGCUGCCCGACUCCUGAAGCUCCCUUUUUCUUCACCGCCAAAAACUCCAGGGUAUACCUGGAAACCGGACGUCAGGAAGGAGCUGACGAGCUCUGAUAUCCACCCAACAAUUUGAGGUGUUGGUUAAGAAUAUAGUCUGUUCACUAAGAUAGUGUCGGUACACCCGUGGCGCACUUAUUUUUUUUAUUGUGUUUGUCAAAUAAAUGUUUUUCUAUUCUAAGAAUAAAAAACAAUUCUAUUUUAUUCUUGUGGUUACUAUAAUAAAAUACGAAUAUAAAUUUCAUUAUGGAACCUUUCACUACGGCGCUUCGUUUUAAAAUACCAAAUUCUCCUGCACGCCACUGGUGUACGCCGCACGCGGCGACCUUUGAUGUCGCGGUGGCGUAUUUAACAAGAUGCGGCACCUGCAGAGGCCGUGCAACACAAAGGCGACCGAAUAUAAGCGAACAGACCAUACACGUUUAUUUUGUACAACUUUCUGUUACGAGUUACAAUACGCCAAGAGACUACUAAAAUAAUGUAGUGUGUGAGCGGAUGUUCAACUUGCUCUCUUGCUUACGAAACUAACCAUUAACAGCAAUAAAACAGCGUAUUGUAAUAUACAUUAAGUAUAUUGCAAUAACAAUUCAACGACACAGUAAUUUGUGCUGGAAACUUUAAACAUAAUAGCACUAAAAGAUUACGUUGUAAAAAUUUGUGUGUAAAAGUGGAUAAAACUUUUACGUGGUAGACCCUUUGGUACGUAGAGACUCUUUUUACUGGAAACGAGGCAUUCCAUCACAGUCCUCAGGUCUGCAUUUGAUUCGUAAUCGAGGAUAGAUGUAGAUGUCUAUGGGCCACAGAAACCACUUACCAUCAGGUGGACUGUGUGCUCGUUUGUAACCGUAUCCUAUAAAAAAAGAUUAAAUAUACAAACCAACAGCAUCACCACAUAUUAAGGUGUGAAAUUGGUCAGCUCCAUAAGAACGGAUUGAGUUGAGUAAUUUACACGAAAUUUCGCGUUAUACCCAAAUACAUCUAUGUAUACUACUACACCGGCAAUUCAGAACAAAAAUUAUGUCACAGCUGGGGAUCGAGCAGGCAGAUACCCUUCACGGUAAAUGUGCCACGCACUUGUAUUUACAUUAACAAAAAUUACUGUUUUUAGGCAAAUACGUAAUGAAGUUUGGUAUAUAUACUUAUCUGAAUUAAAUUUAAAUCACGUUGACAAAAAUAAUGACAGCGUUUUCUUAGUCACAUUAAACAACAUCAGUGUUAGAUUGUCAAAAAACGUCCGCGGUUUACAAAACAAAGAACUAGUCCCCUUGCCCACUCGCAAUCGACUAAAGUAGUUACGGAGAAUUGACCGUAGCUUAGUGCACAAUGUUAUACCGUAGUAUACCCGUAUAGUAGAUACAUAGAAAUGUUUGGUUCUACGCUCAUUAUAAUUUCAUUUUCCACCAACUAUAUCUGACUUUUGGUUUCGUUUUGCCUUUCCAUACGUUUUGUUUGACGUCGAAGCUUCAUUUGUUUCGAAGUGUCCGUCUUGGUUGGUAUAACCUUACCUUACUCUGUGGCCAAGUAAUAGUGCCAUGUACAAUCUAAGUCCUCAUUGUGAAGGGUUGCGAUAAUCUCUUACCAUCUCAUGGCAUGUGAACUCGUUCAUAAAUGUUGAUCGAGGUGAUAUAUGGCAUUCAAAUGUUUAUCUACAACUCGGCUUAAUAAUUUCGUUGCCUUUAGACACGCCAUUUUAACUGUAACAGUGAAGUAUUGUUACGAUACCAGUAGAUAAUAUUAUAUACCAAAAUGUCUAGAAGUAAUUUUAGGAACUGUGUGAUUAUAUCUUACUAAGCUUGGAUUUUUGUUAAAGAAAACAAUUAAAGAAAAUUUAGAAAUGCUUAAUUGGUUUACAAAAUAUGCUCAAUUAACUAGUCCUUGUUUUAAAAUUUGGGUAACAACCUUUAACGAAUAAAAUUAUUUUCUAAAAGUUAUACUCUAAAACAUUGACGUGCGUAGCUAGAAAGAGGCGUGGUCCCCCUACAAAAUCUAGUGCCUUCACCCAAAAUAUGUUGUCUUUAACUACCUAAGAGAAUUAAUUCCAGCGUUGUCUAAUUAGUUUCAACAAGCCUACGCCAAAUUGGGCCCAUACCAUCCCAGAAAAAAUGUUGGCAACGCUUGUAAUCACGAUUGAGAUGUUUUAUUCCAUUUUAAUUUCUAAAGUCCAAUAAUUUUAAAGUAACCGCCAAAAAUUUGAGUGGGAUACAUUUUUUAAUAUGUAUUUUAAAUAUUUACGGUGGACUUCCACUUGACCGCAUCCAGCGCUGCAACACUGGCACUGCGUAGAGAUGUUGCAUCUCUUUGCGUAUUUUAUCGCAUUUACCACGUGGAGUGCUCUGAGGUACGACUUAGGGACCUUCAAGAAAAAAACCUACUACUUUUUAAAAGGCCGGCAACGCAUCUGGAAUUCCCCUGGUGUUGCGGUUGUUCAUGGGCGGCGGUAGUCACUUACCAUCAGGUGAACCGCAUGCUCGUUUGCCCCCUCUCCUAUAUAAAAAAGAAUUGAUUUGCAGCGAACAAGUAUGUAUUUGAACAAGAUUUUAGUCCUUGUGCAAUUUAUGUAUGUAAAAUGCCUCCACGAUACAGGAGAAAAUCCUAGAUUGGGGGUUACGUGUUUUCUUGUAAAUAUGAUUAAAUUUAUUGUAUUCUGUAUUGUAUUGUAUUGACAUGUUAUAUUCAACUUAUAUACUCUACAUAAAGACCAUAGACUAUCGUUGUAUGACUUAGGGCCAAUUUUUCAAUCAACAGACAAAAGUUAUUCAAAGGAUAAAAUACAACCUAAACAAAUUAUAAAGAAAACAUGUGUGCCGUCAACACACAGUAGAAGUAAAAUAUUCAGAAAAUUGUAAGUAAAUUUGCUUUGUAAUAGCACCAUCUACUUCAUUCUAUAGGUAAAGUAAUUUUAUCGACCAAAAAUUUAUUGACUGUCAAGGUGGUACGUAAAAUAGACGCUAGAUGGCAUAAACACUAUUACUUUACUAUAAUAUUCUAAGUCGUACUCUCGUAGCCUAAAUCCUAUAUGUGUAUAUGUUUGUCUCAUUUAGUGUCACUUUUUCGUUUCAUCGUGUUACAAAUCAUAACGAUUGUUAAGAAGUUUUCACUUCAAACUAAAUUACAGUUGUAUGAACAAAUUCAAUUAAAUUUCUUCACAUUUAUAUUCAGUCAAGUUAUAAUUUAUUUGAUGGAUAACUUUUAUCUGACGAUUGAACAAUCGGCUCUUAAGCAACGAACCUUCUUUAACUGAUUUUAUAUAUAAAUACUCUUUAUUUAUAUUUAUAAAACACAGGGUUUACCCUAACUUAGGAAGCAAGUUCAUUUUUAAGAACAUAUUUAGUAUAUAAGAUGCAUUGUUUGACUCUUACUCUGUAUCACUUUUCUAUCUGAAUAAAUUAUUAUUAUUAUUAUUAUUUGGAUCAAUCAUCGUAUAUAUCCGUUAAGCGCCUUAUUCACGAUCCAUCUUGCUGUACGUCCCGCCAUGGUCAUGCACAACGCACAAUGCAAAACGACAAUGAGUAGGCUUGACAGCAAGCAAUUAAUAAUAAUUAUUGACGUACGUGGGAUUCGAACUCGGCACCAAAUGAUCAGCAGCCACGUUUACCACAACUAUACCAACGAGGUAUUCCGAUGACGAUGAUGUAUAGUAUAUUAUAAAGAUACCUCAUUAUUUUUAAGGGCUUUUUUAAACAAUUUAGAAAAUCAGCCCAUUUUAGUUACAAAUGAAAAAAAAAUUAAUUAUUUUCCUACAAUUUUAUUUUGUUUUGUAAUUUCUUUAAUUUAAUUCAUGACAAUAUUACAAUAAUUAAAAAGAUGGUCUAGUUUUAAUAGUGCCAUUAAUAUAUUAGUUGAAUUAAUGUAUGUAUAUAUAUACUUAAUAUUAUUGUUGU